AUGUCUCAACGUAGCGAUAGUCGGCUUAGAGCAUCCUCCGAAGAUCCUCUUUCUUCAAGAACACGAUCAUUAACUAAACAAUGGUCAGCACCAACUCUUGAGAAAUUAACAGUAAAUAAAAUUACGAAAGAGCUUGAUCCAGUUCGUCUUGAAAAUUUAUCAAAUCGAAUUAAUUAUCUUAUUGAAUGUUUAUCAUCCUACUCAAAUGAUGAAAGCAAUGCUGUCACGUCCACAGCCUAUCAUACAUUAGAAAAAUGGUAUACGGACAUGGCUGACGAUUUGAGAAAAACAUAUACAAAAAAACAUGCCGAAAUUGAUCGAUUAAAUGAAAAAUUAAAUGAAGAUUUUCAAACCGAUUUAAUUAGUUAUAAAACUUCAUUACAAAAUAUUCAAGAUCGUAUUCCAAAACUAUCUAAUACGAAUCUUAAUACUAUUGAACAACAAGUAGAUUCGUUACAAAAUCAAAUAGAUAACUUUAAAAAAGGUCCAUCAGUAACCGUCAAAACCAAUUUAAUUCCAUCUGUCGAUGAUCUUGUUUGUGUUUCACUACGACUAAAUAAAAAACCGAGUGAAGAAUAUUUAAUAGAAUCAGAACCGACUAUAAUAGACAAUAUAUCAUCGGGUACUAUCAUGGGAUCAUCCGAUACUCAUUUACUAUUGAUAUCAGAUGAUGGAGAAUUAGCUAUUUUUGAUCUAUAUGGUAAAAGACAAAAUGUCAUUUGGAAAACAUUAGUUGAACAAUAUUAUUCUAUUUAUGAGCCAAACAGUACGUAUCGUUGGGAAGUAGAUCAUCCAACUGAUAUAACAUGGUCAUCUUAUCUUGGAUCAUUUUUGAUUUCAUCAAAAACUGGCUUAUUUACUUUCGAUAUUGAUACAACAAUUAAAAUAACUGAAAAAAUUUCAUUACCUUCUUAUUCACUAGAACAGAUAACAUGUUAUUGCAAUCAUUUAUUUCUAUGCUAUUCAACUGAAACUUCACAGAUAAUUGAAAAACGACAACUUCCAUGGCAAAUGGAACAACGUAAAUGCUGGUAUAAAAAAAAAUUUUUAUCAUCGAAUGAUGAUUGGAUAAAAUCAAUUGAAACUAAUGGAAAAUAUUUUGCAAUGAGUAUUAGAAAUGUUGAACGAGAAUGGCGUGUAGAAAUUCAUUUGAUGAAUAUGGAAUUAAUUGAAGUUAUCCUUUGUACAAAUAUUCAACGUUGUUGUGCAUUAACAUCAGAUCAAUCCGAUGGAUUUCUAGCAUUCGAAUUAAAUGGGAUUAAUUGUAUAUCAAUUAAGAAAGAUGGUAAUCAACUGAAAAUGUUUAAAAAAAAAAUAAAAAGUGUUGUCUACUUAGUCAAGGAAUGGAGUGAACUAACAUUAAUAAUUGUAUUAUUGUAA
Messenger RNA from Didymodactylos carnosus, 1380 nucleotides. The record is from the annotation of a GenBank genome assembly. Lineage: Eukaryota; Metazoa; Rotifera; Eurotatoria; Philodinida; Philodinidae.